Myotis lucifugus (little brown bat) is the source of this 3786-nucleotide messenger RNA. It is a transcript of the gene REM2, whose product is annotated as RRAD and GEM like GTPase 2. NCBI's taxonomy places the organism in Eukaryota, Metazoa, Chordata, Mammalia, Chiroptera, Vespertilionidae. Gene Ontology annotation, molecular function: GTPase activity; GTP binding; calcium channel regulator activity. Gene Ontology annotation, cellular component: plasma membrane. The record is from RefSeq and is a predicted model, not a curated record.
CCCAACCUGUUCCUGUGGCCUAAGGCUGGUUUGAGGGCAGGCAGAAGUCAUAGUCAAGAAUCCUUGCUGGGUUCAGCAGCCCCUGACUCACUCAUCUGAUACCAGAAAAAUGAAUCCAACCACCUCAUUGAGUUUUCCAGCUACAUCAAGCUCACACCUUUAUACUUUAAAACUUCUCUAAAAACUCCUUUUGGAAGGAAAUCAUUCUAAAACAUUACACUCAUAUGUAGCUCAUUGGUGGUCUCCAGACAGCGCUCAGCGAUGGAAGUCGGGGGUGGGAGCAGCCCCUGGGAGCCAGAACCUAAUAUAAAUCUUUCUGGGGUGCUGAGGAUCACUCACAGAAACCAAUGGCUCCUCCUAAGCUAUGUUUUCAGAAGUUAUAACAGUGUCAGGGGGCUGUUUGCCUUUAUGCCAAAUGGUAUUAGAGCACCUUUUAAAUGCUUAUGACUGCUUUAAAAGGUUUUUGUGGUGUUGCUUCCCUUACUACCAGGCUAUCAGGGGUCACUUGCUGCUCUAAAUGUGCUUCUGAUCUGUGUGUACACGAACACACAUGGACACAUUAGAAUUGUGAAUAACAGAUAAAUAGUCCAUAAUUGAAGACUGGAGAGUCUAUCCUAUGAGUAAAGUGCAUGAGUAUUGUACCUGCUCAGGAGUCCUUUCUGCUCCCACUAGACCCCACAAUGUUGCCCUGUAGUUGAUCUCUAGAUAAAUGAACUGUUACUGCAUGUUAGUCCGAUUACCAUUUGCCUCUUUGAUUGGAAAAGUCCACCAAAGAUUGCAAUAUAGAUUGUUCCCAAUAAUAGGAGACAGUUGGAAUAUUUAAGACAAGGAAGGCAGCAUAGGGUAGAGAUGAAGCAUCUUUGGCAUUGGAAAAAUGUGGGUGAGAGUCCUGGUGUCCCUACUUUUUUUCCAGCUGCAUGAUUGAUUUGGAGACAGGCCAUCCGCCUACCACUCUGAGCCUUACAGCCAUGAGGAUGAAAGAUAUUGUAGGAAGACCUGACAAAAAUGGGGUCAGCAGGGGCCAGGAAAUCAGAAUGUUUGGGUGCUUGCAGGUGUCAGGAAGGAAGACCAAGAGUAAUUGGGCAGGAAACGAACAGUAAAUGAGACGCCCAUCCUGGCUUUACAGAAGGAGGUAGACACUGUGUCUGCCUUGUGUAGCCCAGAAGCCCUGGUGGCUGUCCCAGAGCGGGAUUCAAGGGGAGGGGCUAGCACUCUAUACCCCGCCUUGGGGUUGGGAACCUCCAGAGGGUUAGUCUCUCCCUUUUUUCCUGCUCUGAUUAACACUAGGCUGGUGGGCCUGGCAGGGAGGGAGAAAAAGGAAGUCCCCACAAUGGUUUGCAGCACCUGAACUUGGUGACGAAAGGAAGCAGCCCAAACAAAGCAACCAUCUCUCCUUCCUCAAAGCCCCAUCUACCUAGGGACCAGGCUGGGAAAUGGGUACUUUUCUGGGCCUUAGCCCAGAAGCGGUGGUGUGGGGAAGGAGAGGAUGGCAGGGAACCUUGGUGGCAAGGUGGGUGCCUCCUGUCUGCAUUUCUUUUGUUUUCUGCCUCUAGCCCUCUAUUUAGCCACAGAGCACCUACUCUGGGCUAGACAUUGGGCUAGGGGGCUGGGAACACGGAGAUAAAUGAUGCAUAAUCCUGGCUCCUGGAGAAAGACCUCUCGGUCCUGUGUCCCUGCCUCCCGCCUUCCUUACCCACCAAACCCUCGCCCCACUUCUCUGAGACCCUGUCUCUUCUGCUGACUUUGUUCUGUUCUGUCUUACCCGGACUCUGCAGUGUGUGUGCUCCCAGAGGGAAGCGACACAAAGGGGGGAGGGCAGAAAGGAGGGAAUCCCGCUGACAUCACUGUUCAUUAGCAUGUGUGACCUCAUCAGGGGCGGGACAAUUUCCCCAGGUGUCUAGGGGGGAGGACACGUGGUGGGGGGGUGGUAUUUAAAGGGAAAAGCUGACAGUGCUGCUAAAUGAGAUAGCGGUGCUGCUGGCCGCCUGGGCUGCACACACACGCACACCGAUGCAUUCGGACCUGGACGCCGACAUGGACACGGACACAGAAACCACAGCACUCUGCCCCUCCGGCAGCCACCAGAAUUCCCCCCCAGGGACGCCCACACCAGAAGCAAAUGCCACACUGCUGAAGAAGUCAGAGAAACUGUUGGCAGGGUUGGACCGGAGCGGGCCACCCUCUGCCCCCGGGGUCCCCAGACGAAGAGGCAGCAUGCCUGUCCCCUACAAGCACCAGCUGCGGCGGGCCCAGGCUGUAGAUGAACUUGACUGGCCACAAGCCUCAUCCUCUGGCUCUUCUGACUCCUUGGGCUCAGGGGAGGCAGCCACCACCCAAAAGGAUGGCAUCUUCAAGGUCAUGCUUGUGGGGGAGAGUGGCGUGGGCAAGAGCUCCUUAGCGGGCACUUUUGGCGGUCUCCAGGGAGACGGUGCUCACGAGCCGGAGAACCCAGAGGACACCUAUGAGAGACGCAUCAUGGUGGAUAAGGAGGAAGUAACCUUAGUUGUUUAUGACAUCUGGGAACAGGGGGAUGGUGCGGGGUGGCUGCAGGACCACUGCCUUCAGACCGGGGAUGCCUUUCUCAUCGUCUUCUCAGUCACUGACCGACGAAGCUUCUCCAAAGUUCCAGAGACUCUACUUCGACUCCGCGCUGGGAGGCCCCACCACGACCUGCCCGUCAUCCUCGUUGGAAACAAGAGUGACCUGGCCCGCUCCCGGGAGGUCUCACUGGAGGAGGGCCGCCACCUGGCAGGAACACUGAGUUGCAAGCACAUCGAGACGUCGGCCGCGCUGCACCACAACACGCGGGAGCUCUUCGAGGGCGCCGUCCGCCAGAUCCGGCUGCGGCGGGGCCGGGGCCACGCGGGGGGCCAGCGGCCAGAGCGGGGCAGCCCCGAGGGCCCCGCGCCACCCGCGCGCCGCGAGAGCCUCACCAAGAAGGCCAAGCGCUUCCUUGCCAACCUGGUGCCCCGCAACGCCAAGUUCUUCAAGCAGCGCUCUAGGUCGUGUCACGACCUCUCCGUGCUCUGAGCCGCGGUCGCCAUGGUCACCGCGGUCGCCAUGGUCACCACUCUCGGCUCGCCCCGUCGCCCCGCCACGCCCUGUCCGACUUCCUUUGUGAAGACAGCCAAGGCUGGGGGGCGGGGGGGAUGUAGACUAGGAAACCAAAAACUCCCAGGACGCCCUGGUGUGACCACGGUUAGAGGGGGGAGGGGGCGGUCUCUGAAAUACCCCCUCCGCCCCUGGGCGCAGGAGGCAGUGCUCAGACCCGAGGGCGGGCGCGCCGGCGGGCAGGAAGGAAAAUCGUUCUGCAAGGUACGGUAUUUUGUUCAUUACUUCGCGCUUUACCACCUCUCCGGUAGAGACCCUAAAACCGAGAACUGGAAAAGUGCUUGGUAGACUCUUUUACAGGGUUUUCCACCUUUGUACUGUGCACGAAUAUGCCUCACCUUUAAGAGAUUCUUAAAGGUAAAGACACGGAGACCCUUCUUGGAGCUUUUCCUAUAACAUUCUGGCUCUUAUCUGCUGCACUUGUCCACUUUGCCUUUAAGAAGUUCUUAAAGGCAAGGGCCUGGUAGUGCUAUUUUUUGAGAACUGAUUUUGUGAUUUAUCACUACACCACGGCACUUCCCCUUUAAGGCUCUUAAAGGUAAGGUGUGGACAGACUUUUGCCUUCAGAUGCCAGCGUGAGGAGCUGAGCGGGUGGUAACUCCCCUUUGGCCAGGGCCCAGGAGGUACCAGCAAGGGUCCACCCUUCCCUUUUGAAUAAAGAAUUUUUCUACUGCA